This is a messenger RNA of Limulus polyphemus (Atlantic horseshoe crab), 948 nucleotides long. RefSeq names its product MICOS complex subunit MIC60-1-like. The record is from RefSeq and is a predicted model, not a curated record. NCBI's taxonomy places the organism in Eukaryota, Metazoa, Arthropoda, Merostomata, Xiphosura, Limulidae. Gene Ontology annotation, biological process: cristae formation. The transcript is spliced from 9 exons. Gene Ontology annotation, cellular component: MICOS complex. The annotation marks the transcript as partial.
AUGCUUAGUGGAGGCACAAAAUUACUGUUGACUUUGUUAGGAGGUAGUGCUGUGGCUGCAGGUGGAGCAGCUGCUUAUGCCAAGUAUGACCCUAAGUUUCAAGUUACAUUAGAACAAAAUUUGCCUUAUGCUGAAGAAGUCUUCAAAUUCAUACCUGACUGGAAGACACCUCCUUACAGUGAACAAGAAAAAUCAGUUAAAGAAGUGAAAGAAAAGAGCCUGAUGACAAAGAAACUUGAAAGAGACAGUGUAAAGAAAGAAGAAACAACAUCAAAGCCUGUUGUGAUGAAAGAGCCAGCAGCUGAUGAAAAACUAGAAGAAAUUCCAGUCUCUAAAGCUCAAACUCAAGAAUUGUCUGCUAAGAAGAGAACAGAUGAUAAGAAAGCUGCUCAAGAGAAGGUUUUACAAGAAGCAGAAGUUACAGUGUCUUUAAACAGAGCACUAGAAGAGCGAAUUGUGAGCAGGAAGGAGUCUCUGGAGAGAUUAGCCAGAGAUGCCAUUGCUGCUCAACUACUCGCUGUUGAAGCUGUAAAGCAACACACCCAGAAGCUUUAUAAAGCCUUAGAUGAACCUUCUGAUGCUGAAGACAAGAGUAUGUGGGUUGAAAUUAAUGCCACUAGUGAAGCAAGAGAUAAAGCAUUAAAUAAUGCCUCCACCACUGCAGCUGAUGUCAAAGUUAAUAUUGAAGAACUUAAAGCUGCAGUGGCAGAUGGACAAGCAAAUAAGUUGACAGCACAGAAUCCAUCACUCCUUCCAGCUGAAGAGGCAAUAAGUAGAAUUCUUUAUCAGAUUCAGACUGCAGAAACUGAGGUGGCCAAAGCAUUAGGAGAAUCAAAUGUCGUCAGUGAAUACAAAGACAUCAUUGAGAAAGGCAAGGAACAGUUUAAGAAGGAACUAGAGGCCAUUCUUCCCGAUGUAAAACUAGGUGAAAAAUACACUACUCUUUGU